AGUAUUUGUGUUUGAGUUGGAAUAGGUUUUGUGAUGAAUUCUAACAGAAAUGCAAUGAAAUUAAAAAGUCUGGCCAUAUCACUUUAGUGUAAGGCACUUUGAAAUGUAUGAAAUACACCUGUGAUUAGGUGUUGAAGUAGGACUAGCUGUCCAGUAUAUAAACACCUGUUGCUGAGGUAUAUAUUUAUACACCCAUGACCAACAUGCUACACAAGUCAGAGUCUGUGGACUUUGGGAUCCAUCCUUGCCUGUCGCACAAUAUUAACAGAAUGCGCAGCAGAGAUGGGGUUUACCAGCUUCACCUCAUUGACUGGUUAGAUGUGGAUGAGAAUCACCCUCGCUGGGUGCGCAGCAUGCAGUGUUGGCAUUGCGGGGGUGUGCCAUGUGACCAUGAGGAGCAGAGAAAGGAACGUCUCGUAGACUUGAAGUUUGUUCGAGAGCUUGUCUCUACAAAAAAGGCAAUGGAGGCCAAGUUAGAGAAGAUCAAAGCUCAGAUUGUAGAGAAGGAGAUGGCAGAACAGUUGUGGAAAACAGACAGGUUACUGUUAAUGAGACAAAUAACAGAGAAACUGGAAGCCGAAGAACGCUGGAAGAAUGAAAAGGCCAAGCUGAAAGAAGAAGUAGAAAAGCUAAAACAAAGUAACGAGAAACUCUUGGGUCAACUUGACAUCUACAGGCGCAAUGAGGGCAAGGUGGAGAUGCUCACACUGAGGAUAGAGUCCCUUCAAGAUGAGGUUCAACAUCUGAAGGCUGAGAACAAGCAGCUGAAGGAGGGCAAUGCCUCUCAGGUGGCAGAGAUCCAGAAAAUGUCCAAGGCCAAGGCGGAGCUGAGCGAGGAACUAGUAGCAGCUCGACAGGAGAGCCGAGAGCUCAGGUUCCAGGUGGCGCAGCUGGAAAAAGAACUUACUGAUCUCAAAAAUGACAAGAGUAAGGACGAACUCAUUGAAGCCCUCCGAAAGAAGCUGACAAAGUUGAACAAUGAAAAGAAAGAAUUUGCUCAGAAGGAGAAAGAUUAUGAAGACCUCAUAGCACGUUUACGUGCUCAAAUUGCGGAGCUCCAAAUCAGGGUAGAGAAGUCGGAGACAAUCAGACAAGAACUAGAGAGAGAAAUAGAGAGACUGCUUAAAGAAAUUGAAAAACUUAAAAAGCAUAUUGGUGCUGACCGGUCCUUUAAGAAUUUUGUCGAAUUAAAGAGGGAACUGAAUUUUGUAAAGGAUGAAAAUGAAGACUUGAGACAUUUUGUAAGAGGGAAGCAACCUCCUACUUUACCAGUACUGAAAGCAGUCGAGCACACAUCAACUAAACAGAGACCUCCCUCUGCAAAGAGUGGGGAAAAACGCUCAUCAAUUUCUGCAAAGAAAUGAACUUUUUGGGUUUUAUGGUCUACAAGUGUUAUUUAUUAUUUAUACAAGUUGAAUCGUAUUGUGCAUUGCCAGUAUGGGUUUCUAGCUUCUUUAAGUCUGUAGCCAUAUUUUAAGUACUCAUGUUUAAAAUGCUCAUUUGUAAUAGAGGUGCACCUUUUAAGUGUCAAUCUAGUCAGACAACUUUAUUGAUGCCAUUCUAAUGAAAAGUACAGUAGACUGAACAUAGCUUGCCACCUUAUAACACAAGUUAUUGCUUACCUUGAAUUGAUUUUGUGGAGCAGAUUUCUCCUUUGUUGUGAGCUGAAACUUUGUGAACAAUGCCUGAGUUGAAUCUUGGCACAAUUUGACAAAUUUUCCAAGUCGAAAGUGUCCGAGUUAUGCAGCAUGUUCUUUUUCUCUGUCCUAUUUUAAAGGGCAGUUUACUUGGGUAUAUUUUUAUUUUGAUUAGAAGAAGUAUAGAGAUGACAUUUAGUUAGUUGACUGAUACAGUCAUAUGAAUGUAGAGAUAGUUAAUAUGAAAUGUUGAUUUGAAGAAAGUACUCUGUGUUAAGCUGGAAAUGUUGGCUUUCCCAAAAUAUUGCCAAAAAAUGAAAAUCUUCACCAGAUUGCUUUUUUCAGUACUUUUUUCAAUAAUUUUGCGUUAUAAAUGUAAAUUUUGUCAUCUGGGGGUCUUUUAAGGAUUUUAAGAUAAGUAAGAGCUUUUUUCAAUCACAAGUUGACUUAUUGUUCAAUAUUUGGGGACAAAAGAAUAAUUCUUAGAGACACUGCUGCUUGUUUAAAUAUACAUUUUAUUGUCAGUUUUAUUUGCAGAUGUAAUUUGAGACAAUCACCAUUCCAUGUGUGUUUUUUGCAUUGUAGAAAUAUUUGUAUUUACUGUGCAUUUGUCUAUUGUUACAAGAAUGUUAUUUUUGUAUCUGUUGAAAACACUGCAAAAGCUGUGUAUUUGUGACUCAUUAAAUCAUCAUUGUUUUUGUUUUGCAUUUCACCUGAGAAACUUACUAAAUAUUGAGUUAAUGCUAGUAUUAAGGAAGCAAAGAAGUUACUUUUUAAGAGAAAGGGAACUUCAGAUCAAGUCUACAAUAUUUCAUAAAUUUCAUACAUCUCUCUGUUCAUUUCAAAG
Molecule: messenger RNA, 2484 nt
Organism: Lingula anatina
Lineage: Eukaryota; Metazoa; Brachiopoda; Lingulata; Lingulida; Lingulidae
Source: RefSeq, a predicted model, not a curated record